UUCCUGCCAGUGACGGCUCGUCGGCUACUUAUCCCCCUCCCAGUUGUACUCUUCUUCUACCUCUGGACCUGUACGUCCAUUCUCUUCAGCUAACCUUAGGUGACUUGGCCGAUGUCGACGAGGGAGGAGCAGCAGGGCGCGAAUAAGCCGCCGGCGACGGUGAGGAUCAUCGAGACGCUGUACGUCGAGGCCGGCACGGCCGCCGACUUCAAGUCCGUCGUGCAGCGGCUCACCGGCAGGGACUCCGGCGCCUCAGCCCUACCAGAGCAAGACCGGACGACUCCGCAGGGUGCUGACCGGAGGGCUGGGGCGGCGAGAGGGGGUGGCGCCUCCGACGCAAAGCGGGGCAGCUGAGAUCGACGCUGCGUGGAUAAAAUGAUCAUUGGCUCAGCCUGCAGUAACUGUAAGCGAUAGCUUUCGUUUUCAUCUCUGCCCUGUUGCUUUGAUCUUUCUCUGUUGGGUUCUUUUGU
Messenger RNA from Triticum aestivum (bread wheat), 470 nucleotides. RefSeq lists its product as uncharacterized. The record is from RefSeq and is a predicted model, not a curated record. The transcript has a single exon. Bases 112 to 354 code for a protein of 80 amino acids. NCBI's taxonomy places the organism in Eukaryota, Viridiplantae, Streptophyta, Magnoliopsida, Poales, Poaceae.